AUGAACCCCCAGAUCGAAGAACUACUAGGCUUAGAAGCCGUCCGCUCCAGAGCUCAUGCCGUCCUCAAGUUAGCUGAGCAGGGUCGUCUCAACCACUUUAAUUACCAUGCUGAUCGGAUGGAAGAUGCCACCGACUAUGUGUUGAAACUCAUCCAGCGCGACUUCGGUCCGGACAAGUAUCACCUCAUUCCACCCCAUGGCCGUUGGCAGCAUUUCGAAGUUGGCGGGGUUCCCCGCAUAGACAACCUCCUCACUGAAUGGGACCAGCAGAACCUAGACACAUUGGAAAAGACGCGCCGAUUGGUAGAUCUUUUCUUCGUCUCUGUUCUUCUGGACGCAGGUGCUGGUGAUUUCUGGCGCUUCCAGGAGCCGGGAACAGGGCAUACCCUUAAUCGGAGUGAGGGGAUUGCGGUGGCGGCGUUGCACAUGUUCCUCAAUGGUGACUUUGCAGGUCCAGAUUCGCCGUCUAAGCAUACUGCGAAUGGCGAGGCACUGCGCAAUAUUAAUAUUGAGAUAUUGUCUCGGGGACUCCAGGUUAACACCGAAAAUAACCCCAUGGUCGGGGUUGGUGCCCGUACAGAGAUCAUUCGCAAGCUUGGAGAGUCCUUGGUCAACCUGAAAGAAGUGUUCGGUCCUACUGGCCGACCAGGAAACCUUGUUGACUACCUCAUCGCACAAUCCAAAGAAAGUGGCAAGCUUGACUACAAGGAUCUCUGGAACGUUCUCCAGCGCCUCCUCCUUCCAAUCUGGCCAUCUGACCGGACUCACGUCGAAGGAUACCCAAUCGGCGAUGCAUGGCCCUUGCGGGUCCUCGAGCAAGCUCCUGGCGCCGAUUCCAGGCCUUAUCCUAACAUCCAGCCCUUCCACAAACUCACACAAUGGCUAGCAUAUUCUCUGCAGGUGCCAUUCUCCCGUCUCCUGUCCGUUUCGUGGACCAACACCCACCUGGGAACAGGUCUACCGGAGUACCGGAACGGAGGUAUGCUGGUAGACAUGGGUGUUCUGGAGCUGAAGCCAGAGGCUCUACAGCGCGGCCUUACUCUCUCAGGCGGUGCCUUACCUUCUUUUGGUGCGGGGGAUGAUGAGAUCGUGGAGUGGCGGGCCAUGACGGUCGCCCUUCUUGAUGAGAUGCAUGCCAAAAUCCUGAAGCGGCUUGAUGGCGUCGAGUUGUCUCUUCCGCAGGUCCUCGAGGCGGGCUCGUGGAAGGCAGGCCGUGAGCUUGCUGCUGCCAAGCGGCCGGAUACCAAGUGUAGCCCUAUUUUGAACUUUGGCGAUGGCACUUUGUUCUAA
Penicillium salamii is the source of this 1290-nucleotide messenger RNA. The record is from the annotation of a GenBank genome assembly. NCBI's taxonomy places the organism in Eukaryota, Fungi, Ascomycota, Eurotiomycetes, Eurotiales, Aspergillaceae.